This is a messenger RNA of Melospiza melodia melodia, 6838 nucleotides long. RefSeq names its product myotubularin related protein 8 (gene MTMR8). Gene Ontology annotation, biological process: phosphatidylinositol dephosphorylation. NCBI's taxonomy places the organism in Eukaryota, Metazoa, Chordata, Aves, Passeriformes, Passerellidae. Gene Ontology annotation, cellular component: cytoplasm; nuclear envelope; membrane. The record is from RefSeq and is a predicted model, not a curated record. Bases 39 to 1874 code for a protein of 611 amino acids. Gene Ontology annotation, molecular function: phosphatidylinositol-3,5-bisphosphate phosphatase activity; phosphatidylinositol-3-phosphate phosphatase activity. The transcript has 14 exons.
GGCGGCGGGGCGGCCCCUCACGGCGGGGCCGGGCGGCCAUGGAGCACAUCAGCACCCCCAAGGUGGAAAACGUGAAGCUGCUGGAUCGCUACGCCAGCAGGAAGGCGGCGAGCGGGACCCUGUACCUGACAGCCACACACCUCAUCUACGUGGAUACCUCUGCUGAAGUCAGGAAGGAAACAUGGAUCCUGCACCACCACAUCUCCAGCGUGGAGAAGCUGCCCCUGACCACGGCUGGGUACCCCCUGCUCAUCCACUGCAAGAACUUCCACGUGGCUCACUUUGUCAUUGGGCAGGAGAGGGACUGCCACGACGUGUUCACCUCCCUGCUCAAGCUCUCCCAGCCAGUGAAACCUGAAGAACUUUAUGCUUUCUCUUACAACCCCAAAAUGUCCAAAGAGAGCCGGGAGAUGGGCUGGAAGCUGAUAGAUCUGAAACUGGAUUAUCAGCGCAUGGGGAUCCCCAACGACUGCUGGGAGAUCACAGAUAUUAACAAGGACUAUGAGGUUUGCAGCACCUACCCUCCUGAGAUCGUGGUGCCUCGAGCUGCCACCAAGGCCGUGGUGAUGGGAAGUUCAAGGUUCAGGAGCCGAGGGCGGAUUCCGGUGCUUUCUUACUUGUACAAGGAAAACAAUGCCGCCCUGUGCCGCUGCAGCCAGCCCCUGGCCGGGUUCAGCGCGCGCUGCCUGGAGGACGAGCAGAUGCUCCAGGCCAUCCGAGAGGCCAACCCCGGCUGCCCCUUCAUGUAUGUUGUAGACACGAGGCCAAAGUUGAAUGCCAUGGCCAACAGAGCUGCUGGGAAGGGCUAUGAGAAUGAAGAUAAUUAUGAAAACAUUCGUUUUAAAUUCAUUGGCAUAGAGAACAUCCAUGUGAUGAGGAGCAGCCUGCAGAAGCUGCUGGAAGUGUGUGAGAUGAAGUCUCCCUCCAUGAGCGAUUUCCUGACGGGGCUGGAGAACUCGGGCUGGUUACGGCACAUCAAGGCUGUCAUGGAUGCAGGUGUCUUCCUGGCCAAGGCUGUGAGGGAGGAGAGGGCCAGCGUGCUGGUGCACUGCUCCGACGGCUGGGACCGCACGGCCCAGGUCUGCUCCCUGGCCAGCCUCCUGCUGGACCCCUUCUACAGGACCUUCAAAGGCUUCAUGGUCCUGAUAGAAAAGGAGUGGAUUGCAAUGGGCCACAAGUUCUCACACAGGUGUGGCCACCUGGAUGGGGACCCCAAGGAGGUGUCCCCUGUGUUCACACAGUUUGUGGAGUGUGUGUGGCAGCUGAUGCAGCAGUUCCCCUGCUCCUUCGAGUUCAGCGAGCGCUUCCUGCUGGAGAUCCAUGACCACGUCUAUUCCUGCCAGUUUGGCAACUUCCUGGGCACCUGCCACAGGGACAGGGAGGAGCUCAGAAUCUUUGAGAAGACCCAUUCCCUGUGGCCUUUCCUCUUGCAGAGGAAGCAGGAGUUGAGAAAUCCUUUGUACAGAGGAUUUACAGCUUACAAAGAGCUUCAGCCAAACACUCUACCUUUCAGUUUCCAGUUCUGGUGUGGGAUGUACAACCGCUUUGACAAGGGCAUGCAGCCCAAGCAGAGCGUGCUGGAGCAGCUGCUGAGCUGCCUGAGGCACAGCGUCAGCCUGGAGGAGAGCGCGGCCCAGCUGGAGAACAAACUCCCUAUCCUGGACAGCCCCUUGCCCAGCAAAGGCUGCACCUCACCCAAGGCAGGAGCUGCUGCUGCCAAAGCCCCAACUCCUCCUCAGGACUGUGCAGAGGGAGCAGCCCCUGUGCUGAGCAAUGGCCCCUCCCUGGGGCAGCAGAAGCACAAGGAGAGCCCAGCCCAGCCCCAGGAUCCCGGAGCCUGCAGGGAGGAUGGGCAGGCUCAGCACCAGGGAUGAGCUCUGGGAGCUGCUGGGAGAAGCUCUGGGGAGCUGCUGCAGCCCCCAUUUGCAGCUGAGUGUGAGUAGGGGUGUGCAGGGCUGGGGAGCAGCUGCUGGGGGACACCUCCUGCAGCUCAGGUGAUGCAGAGCUGCCAGGAGCCUGCCUGGCAUCCCUGGGACCUUGGCUUUUCUGAGGGUUAGGGCUGCCUGCCAGCUCUGCUGUUUGAGGCUGGAAGAAAUCUUGCCAACUCCAUGAGGAGCUGGGCAGUAACUGCAGGAGGAAGGAUGCAAAUCCAUCUGUUCUCAGUGGUAGUCCAAGGUCAUCUUAAAACAAGAAAAAAUUUCAGUCUGUCUUCAAAUGAUAAAACCCCCCAACCUUUCUUAGCUGUGAAUGAAUCUCUGCAUGGACCCUUGCCUUGUAGCAGAGCUGAUUCAUGUUUUGUUUCCUAUGCAUAUUUGUUACACAAAACCAAACCCCCUGUGCCUUCUCUGAGACUGUGUCCAUGUCCAGCCAGGCCACUGCAGGUUUGGUGCUGGAGUUUGCAGUGUGCUCUUGGUCCUGUCUGUAGUCAGUGUUUGUGAGAGGUUUUCUUCUGCUGCAGUUUCUCCAGGGUUUUUGCUGUUCUUCUGAGUUCAGCAGCUUUUAUGGAGCUCCUUUAUUGAUGGGAGUGCAGAGCCAGCCCAUAACACAUGGAUUUGUGAUAAGAGAGAGGAUUGGAAAUGAGGAAAGGCAGCAGAACAUUUAUGUGGAAUUUUUCUCUCUUAUUUUAUGAUCUUGGUUAAACUGAAGCAAGAGAGUAACUCUGUUCCAAGGUGGAAUCAUUGAUGAGACAGCAGUUACAGAUGGGGCUGUGUUCUGGUAUUGAAAUGGGGCCUGAAAUGAUAAAAUCACUUGCUGAGUGAUUCUAGGGAAUGUUCAGAUUCCAGCAACUUUAGGGAUGUUUUGUUUGUCUCAUGAACAGUAUCUCUCAUGGCAGUGAACUUGGGAAGAAACAGCAGCAAGGACUUCUCUCCCAGGGACUGGGGGUCACAAAUGAGGGCUUGAAGGUCACCCAAAGAAUCCUUGGGAGAGGCAUCAGCAAAAGCAGGUUUGAUAUAAAAAAGUGUGACCAAAUUCAUUAGCAAGUUUCACUCUGUAACUUAUUAAAUGGUUAAAGCACACAGAGAAAAACUAAAAUAGAAAAUCAGGCAAUCUAAAACUACAAUCAACCAGCAUGGAGGCUGGGGAUGGAAAAGGGUCAGGAUGAAAUGGAAUGAAAUAAAAUGAGGGAGAUUCUCCUGUUGAGUCCCAGGGUUCAGAGUGGAGCAUCCUCCCAGACUGAGCCCUGGAAUUAUCAGCAGUUCAGGCCUAAAGGUUUCCUGGAAUCAGAGAAUCACUAGCAGCACUUGAACUCAACAGCAGUGAAUCAGCAGGUAAGGAAUUGAACAAGGGGUUUAUGUGGAAUUCCCUGUAAGCACAACAGGAGCUCCCUUAGAGGCUGAACUCACAAAUCCAAAGUACUCCAUAGUCCAGGAGAGCAGCAUUGGCAGUGCUUUGUCUCUGGCACAGCCCCAGGGACCAGGUCCAGGUGUAUCCCUGGGGAAAAUUCAGUUCCCUGUUUAUAGAGAGCUGCUUUUAUCAGAGUCACUUCCCAGCCUGGCUGCAAUUUGGGUCAAUACCUUCCUUUGAAAGGUCAAUAACAAAAAUGUUCCACUUGCCUUGUUAUUCAGGCAAGAAAAAUCAGAUUGCAGGGCUGGUGGCUAAACCCAGGAGUUUGUACUCCAGCCCUGGGAGCAGCCAGUGUUCCUGAUAAGCUCAGGGUGCUGCUGCUUAUCAAGGUCAAGGCCUGAGGACAUUUCUGAGAUGGUGGUGAGGCCUUGGGAGCCUGGAGGGUUCCCCUCCUCAGGAAAGCUGUGCCACUGUCCUUGUUCUGUGCUGGAUUGCACUGAGUCCCCCUGUGCAGCUCUGUUCAGGAUGCUGCUCUGCCCUCUUCUCAAGCUGUUGUUUCAGUUAGGUGCUGCCAUUAAGUUUUCAAAUCAGAUUUGCUAUUUUAUAAAAAGUUUGGAAGCCAAGUGAAAAUAUUUGAGCCUUCCCAAUCUCCAGUGAAAGCAGAAACAUUCCAUUGUAACAGCAGAAAGUGCAAUAACUCUGCUCAUGUGCUUUUAACCCUUGGUGAAAUCACUGGGUGGAUCCAGUGUCCAAAACCCAGCCCAAACCUCCCUGAGUGGCUGUUCUGGGUAAGAAAAUACCAUUUUAUAAAGCACAUGAAAGAUCCAGGGAAAAAGAGAGCACAGAGUUUUGCCACUGCCCGGAAUGGCAAAGAGGAAGAUUUUUAUUAUUGAGGGUUUGUCACACUUAAAUAAAGUUGUUAAAGAAGAAGUGGGAGCUGCAAGAGGGAUUGAUUAAAAAUGGAACACUGGAAAUACCCAGGUGUGAGUGAUGGAUCAGCCCUGUCUUUUCUUUCCAGGGGCAAUGGGCAACAUCCAUCCCCAAACCUGAGAGAAAAUGGGGCAUAAGCCAAGACAGGCACUUCUUAGGACCAGUUAUUCUAUGGAUCAUCAGUUCUUUGAAUAUCUUUAAUAAAUUCUCUAAUUUUCAUUAGAGAUCUACAACUGGAGAGGGUUUUGAUUGACUACUGAAGGACUUAAAGGUGCCAUUGGUUAAUUAUUGUACAAAUCCAUCUUGCAGAAAGCUCCUGGAAAUGUUUGUGUGGUGCUUUGCCUUUGGAAUUGCCAUUGGAGUUUAAUAAUCUUUCCUUGUUCCUAAAAAGGUUGUCUCCACAAAACUCCAGUGUUACUACAAGUGUGUACAACCACCACCAGGUUACUCAGUGUUGUAAGCUUGGAGUAAUCUGUUGCUUUUAAUUUUUGGGUUUGGCACAACAGAGCCAAACCCAAAAAUUUAUGUCUUUCAAACCUCUUGGAUUUCAUGUGUGGAGUGUGAGGCAGAGGCUGCAGUGUAUUAAAAGCCUUUCAUGCUGGAGCUGGAAUUUAGGGGCUGGAAAAGAUUCCAGGGUUUCCUCUUUUUCCACGAGCCCAUGGUUUGAAAACCAAUGAGGGAGAAGCUUUUUGGGUUUGGUGGCAGCUCUGGGCUGUUUGAAGAGCAGAAGUGAGAAGCUGCUCAGAGCUCUGCAGUGUCCUGAGCUCAGCUGGGAUCUGCUGCCCAGGAAAUGUGUGUUCCCUGCCCCUGGAGCAUCCUGGAGCAUCCUCUGCUCCCUGGAAGUGUGGGAGCAAUGGAGGAGCUGUUACUGCUGUUGGCAAUCUGCUGCUGCUGCUGGGGAAAGUUCCUUUCACUGAUGGAUUCCUAGGGAGCAGCUGUGCUUUGUGAGGGCAGAAAUCCUGCUGUGAUUUGGAGCUGUGCAGUUCUUUUCAUUUGGAUUCCUGACACUGGGAGAACUGGGAGGGAAGAGGCAUCAGAUUUGCUGCAGUUUGUGGAAAACUCCCCCUUUUCUGGAGCUGCUCCUGCCUCACCAGGACAUUCCAUGGCCUCACCAGGACAUUCCAUGGCCUCACCAGGACAUUCCAUGGUUUCUCCAGGACAUUCCAUGGUUUCUGCAGGACCUUCCAUGGUUUCUCCAGGACAUUCCAUGCCUUCCUGCCUUUUCCCAGUGUCUCCUGUGCUACAACCAGGUGUAACCUUGUAGUGGCCUGUCAUGCUCUGUGUUAAAACUCCUACUCUGAAGCACAAGAGGGACUCGUGGAGCUUCAUUUGAAAUGUCUUCAAUGUGAACUUUGUUCUGUGGAUUCUUAAAUUGGGGUUUUCUUUUGCUGUUGUCACCUGUGGGAGAGAAAAUCCAAUUGGUGCUGUUUGCUCUGCAGGGAAAAAGGGGGAAUAAUUGGGUUGUCCAUAGUUUUAGUUCUCCAUGGCCUCUUUAGGGGUGAGGAAAAGCAGUUUGUAAAAGCUUUUAGGUCUGUUCUUGUGCUUAGUGAUUGCCUUUCCAAGUGAAUUCCUUGGAGUAAAAAUCCUCCUGCUCUGAUCCAGAGCCAUCCUGGCUGGGCUGGGAGGGAGCUGGGAGCCUUCAGGAGCUUCCCCAGCCCUGCAGAGUGGGAUUUGGCAGGAGCUGAAGGUGCCCAGAGCCCCACAGGGUCUCCAGGUGGGAAUGCUGGUGUGGAGCAGCCCUGGGGUGUUGUUUCCAUCACCUCUGGGAGCAGAGAGCCCUCAGAGGUGCCCCCAAAGCUGAGGCAGCCCCAGGAACAGCCUUGGAAAGGGAAAAGCUCCUGUUGAGGCUCCUUCAGCUCCUGGCCUUGGGCACUCAGAGGAAUUUGCUGGCAGGAUGCAGUGCUGGGUACCCAGGAGUGACCAGGAACAUUCCAGAAGGCCUCUCCUCUCCUCUCACCCCUCUGCUCUGGGCUGGGCUUGUUUUUAUAGGGACCUCUCCCAGCUAUUCUGGUUUCCAUCCUUCCCUCAUGCACACCCAGCCAUGCCCUGGGGGAGGAACCUGCUGUGCAUGUCCUAUUUGUGUUUAAUUAUCAGCCAGCACUUGAUUAAUUAGCUGAGGAAGCAGGGGGUGAUAAAGGCUGUGCUUGGCACCAGGCAGCCAGGUGGGCCAUUCAUUAGGGCAGGUUUGCUAAUGACUUUAAUUAAUGUGACCCCCUGGGAGCUGCAGGAGCAGGGCAGGACCAAGGGCUUGUUUUUAUAUCAUUUCUGUAUUUCCGUCUAUUUAUUGUAGCAGAAACUACUGGAGUAACUCAGCACUGGAUCCUCUGGCUGGAUUUUCCUUGGCAUCCCCAACCUGAUCCUUGUAGGAAUGUCUCUAAAACUGUGUCUGGUGCUGGCUGGGAGUGUCCCUGUGGCUGUUUGUGUCUGUGUCACUGCUGGGGGACAUUUGUGGGGGGAAUGAGCCCCAAAUGGGUCUCUGUGGGGCAUUUCAGUUCCUGCACUGCUUGAAGCUGAUCUUGUCUAGAGGAGAAUUGUGUCUUUUCUGUUUGUCCCAUGGAGUCUCUCUUGGAUUGCAGGUAUUUUUAUUCCCUACAAAAAUAAACACUUGGCCUUUUUAAAGGAA